ACGACUCCACAGUCCACAACGGCUAGAUUUUCUUUUUCCCCUUUCUCCAUUAUUCUUUCUCGAUCAAUUUCAGUUCUUGAGUCUAUGAAGAAUCGGUUUUCUAAUUAAAUAAUCGUUCAUUAAUCUUUGAACGGCAAAAGGGUUUCUCAGUUCAAGAAUUUUACUUCGAUUCUCAAUUUGUUACUCCUUUUACAAUUUGUAAAACUAGGGUUUUCAAUUCGUGUCGAUAUGAAAAUAGAUUACCAUGGUUUUACUCCUGCAACACCUGAAAGAGUAAAACCAUCUCCAUUUACACCAUUAAAACUUUCUCCUUCAUCAUCAGAAACGAAGAAGAAGAUCUCUUCUUCAACCGAUUCUUUUCAUUCUCUUCCAUGUAAUAGAGUUCCAAAUGGUGAUUCUCCAUCUGUUAAAGCAAAACACCCUCAGAUAACCGAAAAGGAUAAUAAUAAGGCUGUUAAGAUGAAGCAACAUAACCGUGUUGAUGUGGCUAUUGAAACAAUUGAGUCAUUUCGCAGUCUUUGCUCUCAGCAAACACAGGAUUCUCUUGAUAAUGUGCUCAUUGAUCUAUACAAGAGAACCGGUAGGAUAGAAAAACAUAUCGAGCUUCUUCAGCAUAAACUCCAGCUAGUUGAGGAUGGUGUUACAUAUGGUGGGGAACGAACUCAGACAGCAAGAGCUCAGGGGAAGAAGUACUAUUGCUCCAUUCAACACGAGAAAUCAAGGUUAUUGGGGAACUUGGGAUCGGCUUACAUGCAACAGGAGAAUCACCAAGUUGCUGAAGAAUUGUAUAGGAAAGCUUUAUCUAUCGAGCCAGAUAAGAACAAAGAAUGCAAUCUUGCCAUCUGUUUAAUGCACAAAGGAAGAAUUAUGGAAGCGAAAUCUUUACUUGAAACUGUAAAACCUUCAGUAGCUGAGCGCGAGUUAGCUGAUUCCUAUAUUAAAUCAUUUGACCGUGCUACCGAGAUGCUGUCAGAGCUUGAACUUCUGAAACCACUUGAGCAGAAGAAAGAUGAUAGUUUCAAAAUGGAGACUCGGGUCAAAGUGAAUUCCAGUUCACCAGUUUCUUCCAGAUAUGUGGUUGGUGAAAGAGGUUUGGAGCAUUCAGAUUCACGAGUUUCUUCUACCACCAAGGUUCAGCAGACUGGCACCAGAAGAUGCUUAGAGAGUUCACAUCAUAGGGUGUCGCCUGGAAAAUGGAGAGCCGAUGAUUCACAUUUAAGUCUUUCACCCAUUUAUGGUGCAGAUUCUGGUUUUUGGAACCCUUUUGGUUCCUCUAAAAGUGAGAAAAUCUGGGCAGAUAUGGUUGAAGAACAAGAACCCUCAGAGCAGCAGUACUUGUACUUAAAUACGUAUUCAGAUUGGAGAAAGAAUUCAACGCCGUUAAGAAAAGAUAAGAGGCUUCAAGCUUUUAAGGAAAUCACUAGUCAGGAGGAUAGUGCAGAGAAAGACAUGGAUGUUGUAAUGAAGCAACUGAAUCGUGCUGAAGAGGCAAUUGAAGCUAUUAAAUCCUUUCAAAGUCUGUGCUCUCGACAAUCUCAGGAAUCUCUUGAUAAUGUGCUCAUUGAUCUCUAUAAGGUGGUUGCUGUAUUGAGAAUCGGUUUCUGUCCACUAGCAUUUACUUUAUACAGGGCUCUAGUACAGAAUUGUAUUAAGAGUGAUAUCAUGUAUUUUAUGGAUUUUGAAGACUUGGUCUUGAGCUACAACCAAGCGAAACAUAAAUUCAAGAUGGUCCUGGAAUCUACAAAACAGGAAAUUCUUGAACUUUACAAGUCAAUGGUUGUUGGUAAAACAAGAAUGUUCUGGGAUAACCAAAACUGUGUCUUCGUUAUCUGUUGAUUGAUUCAUUAUCAUUAAGCAUCUGAACUUUUGUACAGAUUCAUUGGUGUAACAGAACGUUGUUAUAGAAAUUCUAUUUUUG
Messenger RNA from Papaver somniferum (opium poppy), 1918 nucleotides. Its product is annotated as protein POLLENLESS 3-like. The transcript has 5 exons. Gene Ontology annotation, molecular function: protein binding. The record is from RefSeq and is a predicted model, not a curated record. Lineage: Eukaryota; Viridiplantae; Streptophyta; Magnoliopsida; Ranunculales; Papaveraceae. The coding region runs from base 229 to 1836 and encodes 535 amino acids.